This is a messenger RNA of Symbiodinium sp. CCMP2592, 819 nucleotides long. The record is from the annotation of a GenBank genome assembly. NCBI's taxonomy places the organism in Eukaryota, Dinophyceae, Suessiales, Symbiodiniaceae.
AUGCAGCCGAGCCUGGCAAGCCAUGUCGGCAACGCCACGACCUGGCCACAUGCGUACCUUGCCUGCUGCAGCGCAUGGUCAGGCAACACGUGCUGGAAGUCCUGCAGCGGAUGCUGCUGCGAAGACCUGGACUUCGCCUACUUGCGCCGCGUGCUGAUGAGCCACGCGCAUGCACUGGACCGCCUGCCGAAGCCUGAGAGGCUGAAGCGUGGAGCUUGGCUCAUGCCUGAGGUCUACGUUGCCGGCUUCCACGCCACACACCACUGCAUCGACAGCACCGAAGGCUGGAUAAACUCAAAGGAGAAGUGGAUGCUGGCUGGCUGCCAGGAAUCCGCGGCCCCGGCCCCGGGCCGCUUCGAUGCUCAAGACGCUGACUGGGAAGCCUUCGGAAUGCCCAACUAUUCCAAGCUCUUGGGGAAGGAUCUUCUGCUGGGCCAGCAUCACGUGCAGAACCAUGGAGGGGCGGAGCACUGCAGCCGCGACUUCCACGAGUUCUGCAAACAAGGCUACGAUUACGUCUGCGAUACGACGGAGCCGACGCUCCAUUGGAGCAAGGACUGCGGCGUGAUGUACUACCUUUCACCUGCUGCGGGCACGGGCUGGCACACCUACAAGUACCUUCUGGGACAACCGCCAGCAGAUUGCAAGCCGGGGGAGCAUUGCGACGCUUGCGCCGACCCCCAUGGCAAGGUGGUAUGCACCGUCAAGCUUCACGGCGGCGACUGCAAGGAGGAUCUUUCAGUUGCUUCGACAGCCGGCACGUCCGCCAUGUCGGGUGCAGACCUUGACAAACUGAGCAAGACCAUCUCCUUCCUCUGA